UUUCGAUCGUUGUUGUAUGUUCAUCUCAACGACACACACUCGUUCCGCUAAAUUCUGUCCGUGGGAGAAAAGGGACGGGAAAGACACAGAAAAACGUCUUAGAGCGAAUGAAAAUCUCGAAUUUCAUCCCCGAAUUCGGGAUGUUGUUUCGGCAGUCUUCAAUUACCGACUUCAACUCCCACACCGUUUCAUCCCGAGCCUCGAUGCCGAUGCACCCCGCUGUCAGGGGAGUCUUGCUUCCGUGUCCCGUUUUUUGAAGUCCCAAGUUUCCUACCCAUGGAGCCAUUCCCCGGAUCAAAAGCUGUGUCUCGUCCCCCUGGCGCCAAUUGCGGUUGUCACCGGAGAAAUACUGUCCGCCUAUGUAUGAUAUUUGCGCAGAGGUCUUUUUUUCCCGUCAUUCGAGCCGAGAUGGCGUUUUUUUGAGGCCCGUGACAGUUUGACGAGAGUCACAUAUAAGAAAGGGAUGGCCGGGCUCAGACGAGAAAGAAUUAAUACUACAAUCUAAGGAUUCAUCAGUGGUUUAAGCCCUCCACGAGUUCUUCUUGUUUGUUCCCAGCCGCUCUUUACUUUGCCAAGGCCCGUAAAUCACUCGUGUCACAACGAUCAUCUCGCGAAAAUGCGUUUCUCCAGCAUCUUCACCGUCCUGGCGACAGCAGCCAUGGCUUCUGCCGCGCAGUUACAACAGGUCACCAACUGGGGAGACAACCCUACCAACAUCCAGAUGUUCAUCUAUGUGCCGGACCGCGUAGCCGCCAAUCCAGCCGUUAUCGUUGCUCUUCACCCCUGCGGAGGCAACGCACGCCAAUGGUUCAGCGGCACGCGCCUGCCGUCGUACGCUGACCAGAACGGCUUCAUCCUGAUCUACGCCGGCACUCCCAACCAGUCCAACUGCUGGGACGUGCAGAACCCAGCCUCGCUCACGCACGGCCAGGGCGGAGACGCCAAGGGCAUCGUGGCCAUGGUCAACUACACGCUCAACCGGUACAACGGCAACAAGGACAAGGUGUACGUCAUGGGCUCGUCCUCGGGCGCCAUGAUGACCAACGUGAUGGCGGGGUCCUACCCGGACGUGUUCGAGGCCGGAGCUGCCUACAGCGGCACGGCGCACGCCUGCUUCGCCGGAGCGGCGGGCGCGACGCCCUUCUCGCCCAACCAGACGUGUGCCCAGGGCCUGACGCACACGCCGCAGCAGUGGGGCGACUUUGUGCGCAACUCGUACCCGGGCUACACGGGCCGGCGGCCGCGCAUGCAGAUCUGGCACGGCAACGCCGACUUUUUGGUCCGGCCGGCCUGCGCCCAUGAGGCGCUCAAGCAGUGGAGCAACGUGCUCGACGUCACCGUCUCCCGCAACGUCACGGGCGUGCCCUCGGCUCAGUACACUCAGGUCAUCUACGGGGAUGGCAGCAAGCUUCAGGGUUUCUUUGGCAACGGAGUCGGGCACACGGCGCCGGUCAACGAGGACCUGAUGCUGAGGUUCUUUGGUCUCAUUGCGUAAAAGUUGUGCAAGAGGGUUAGCUGUACAUAAGGGGGGGACAUGAGGGUGGAAACAUGUCUUUGUUUAGUAUUUGCAAGAAGGGGAAAAUGAAAGGAUGCGAUUCGCAAGCAAAAGUCUUUUCU
Messenger RNA from Pyricularia oryzae 70-15, 1617 nucleotides. RefSeq names its product feruloyl esterase B. Gene Ontology annotation, cellular component: extracellular region. NCBI's taxonomy places the organism in Eukaryota, Fungi, Ascomycota, Sordariomycetes, Magnaporthales, Pyriculariaceae. The record is from RefSeq and is a predicted model, not a curated record. The coding region runs from base 617 to 1495 and encodes 292 amino acids. Gene Ontology annotation, molecular function: hydrolase activity. The transcript is spliced from 3 exons.